GGCGCUGGUUGUCGAUCAAUAGAUGCAAUCAGAUGCUUUAGAAUGGUCAGGAACUGUUUGAGAUGUUUAAAACAACAUUGAAACAGCAAGAAUGACGUUGUCCUACAGUUACACGCCGGAUUAUUUUUCUUUGACAGAUAUUUUGUGUACAGAGGAACGGAUAUCAUGCAAAGUAGAAGUUACGCUACCUCGUUUGGGUUUUUUGGAUCUUUCUUCCGAAUCAGAAGAUCUAAAACCAGGUACAAAGUUGGAGCUUCCACUAUGGUUGGCACAGCCACUGAAUAAAGUAAAAGAAUCAAUAGUUAGUGUAGAUAUACCUAAAACGUAUAAAGAAGGAUACAGAGAAAUUUUAUUGGCAGAUGCCUGUACUGUUGUAUUGAAUAAAUGGAAUCCAUAUUACUAUGAAUUGGGAAUGUAUUUGAGAAAGUUCAACAAUCGCGAUUGUGAAAUGAUAAUUGACAGUUUAUUAUUAACCUUCAGAUCGCGUUUUAGAUUAGUUAUGGACUGGGCACAAAAUCCUGUUUCUGAUCCAAUGCUUAAUAAUUUACUACCAAGAUUAGAGAGAGACUUGUUUCUCACAGGCAGAAAGGCUAAGGAACAAUUAAAUGAAUGGUUAAGG
Messenger RNA from Pogonomyrmex barbatus (red harvester ant), 619 nucleotides. RefSeq names its product DNA replication complex GINS protein PSF3 (gene Psf3). The record is from RefSeq and is a predicted model, not a curated record. Gene Ontology annotation, cellular component: GINS complex. Gene Ontology annotation, biological process: mitotic DNA replication initiation. Lineage: Eukaryota; Metazoa; Arthropoda; Insecta; Hymenoptera; Formicidae.